GUGUAAUGUAACAUUCGCAUCGAGCAUGUUACGCAUCGAGCAUGUUACGCUGUGUUCUAAAAUCGGCGUAACAUGCUCGUCAAAACUCUGUGCUCCGCUUUCGCCGCCAGUUCACUCAAGAUGGCCGACAGCGAGGUCGCGUUGGUAUCUUUGAUUCUACUUAAUUAUUGUUGCAUCCAAAUUAAGAAGAAGAAAAAACGUUUCUGGACAUCAAACUUAUUUAAAAACAGAGGCGUAUGUGGUGGUUUGUCAUUGAUAGCAAUUUUAAAAAACCAAAUGAUUACUGGACAAUAUUAAAACUUUGUACGCAUGUCGCCGAUCGAUUUUGAAGAACUCUUGAAUUUAAUUGGACCAAAAGUAUAUAAAAAAGAUACAAAUUAUAGAAAAGCAAUCAGUGUCACGGAACGAUUAGCACUAACGCUUCGUUUUUAUGCUACAGGAGAUUCCUAUACUAGUAUGCAAUAUCUUUUCAAGAUAUCAAAGCAACGUAUAGGAUUUAUAGUAAAAGAGGUCAGCGAAGCCCUUAUUGGAGCAUUAAAAAUGUAAAGGCGCAGAGCUAUCAUCACUCGGUUGUUCUGAAGCAUCUUCACGUUCAUGUAGCUGAAAAUAAAUGCACAUCUAUGCUGGAAAUGCAUAUCUAUGCUGGAAAUGGGCGCCCGUGUAGCGAGCUGAAUGAGAUGCCAGAAACACCGGAGCAAUGGCUGGAUGUAGCAAAUGACUAUGAUACUUUGUGGAAUUUUCCACAUUGCUUAGGCGCAAUCGACGGUAAACAUAUUAUACUGCAGUCACCGAUCAACAGUGGAAGUGAAUUUUAUAAUUACAAGGGUUUCUUCAGCAUCGUAUUACUGGCAGUUGUUGACGCGAAAUAUAACUUUUUGUAUGUAAACACUGGAUGUCAAGGAAGAAUAUCUGAUGGAGGGGUUUUCAACAACUGUGAAUUAAACGAAAAACUAAAAAAUAAUGCACUAAACAUCCCUCAACCUACUGCGUUGCCAACAAGAACAGAAGAAAUUCCAUUUUACUUUGUUGCCGAUGAAGCUCUUUCCGAAAAUAUGAUGAAAGUAUAUGCAGGAUAUCAUGAACGUGGUUCUAAAGAAAGAAUAUAUAACUACCGACUUUGCAGAGCUCGUGGAGUGGUGGAAAAUGUGUUCGGCAUAUUGUCUGCAGUGUUUAGAGUUUUGCGGAAACCAAUGUUGUUAGAACCGAAAACCGCGACAUCUGUCGUAACAGCAAUAACAUGCCUUCACAUUUUUUUAAGAAAAGGUAAUAAUACUCAGGUAUAUACUCCUGCAGAUAGCUUUGACGAAGAAUCGAACGGCCAGGUCAGAUUAGGAAACUGGAGAGAAGGUAACAAUGACAUGACUGGUAUGUUACCCUUGCAAAUAAGACCGCGAAGGGCUACAAGAUCUGCUCACAAUAUUCGUAAUGAAAUUGCUGAAUACUGCAUUCAGCAAGGGUCUGUAAGCUGGCAAGGGGACUUUUCCAUGGCAAAAUUCCAAAUACUGAGCAGUAAAUUUAUAAAAAAGUGAAUUAACUAAAAAUCUAACGACACUUUUUUGGUUUUACAAAUUCUUGUAAAUAAUCUGAUAAGUAGUCAGAAGUAAUAAAUUGAAAGUAAACAAAUUGGAUACAUAUUUCGAUAAAUAAAACAAAAAUUUUCAAUGCAAUAUAAUUUUAUUAAUCAGCUGCGAGCCAAUGAUGGAAUACAGUAAAAAAGCUGCCAAUUUUUAAGUACAAACUUGAUAUGUUUUCAUAUAAAAUUUUGUACACUACCCUGAUAAUAAUUUAUAAACUAUGA
Cydia pomonella (codling moth) is the source of this 1798-nucleotide messenger RNA. RefSeq lists its product as uncharacterized. The coding region runs from base 621 to 1529 and encodes 302 amino acids. The record is from RefSeq and is a predicted model, not a curated record. NCBI's taxonomy places the organism in Eukaryota, Metazoa, Arthropoda, Insecta, Lepidoptera, Tortricidae. The transcript is spliced from 3 exons.